This is a messenger RNA of Penicillium verhagenii, 1251 nucleotides long. RefSeq names its product M20 family metallopeptidase. Gene Ontology annotation, molecular function: dipeptidase activity. The record is from RefSeq and is a predicted model, not a curated record. Bases 1 to 1251 code for a protein of 416 amino acids. Lineage: Eukaryota; Fungi; Ascomycota; Eurotiomycetes; Eurotiales; Aspergillaceae. The transcript has 3 exons.
AUGCAGUCUUUGCAAAGUCAGCAGGAUAUUAUCAGAAAGGUCCGCGAGGUUCUGGAGAAGUAUGAGUUUCCACUCAGCGAGAUCAACCAAAAGAUCUGGUCCAAUCCCGAAUUAGCCUUCAAAGAAUACGAUGCCCAUGAUAACAUCUGUGCAUUCUUCGACUCCCUCGCCGAAGACGGAAUUCGAGUAAAACGCCACGCAUAUGGUGUGAGAACUGCCUUUGAAGUGAUUUACACACAUGGACAAGCCGGGCGUGUAGUGGCCUUCAAUGCGGAGUAUGAUGCUUUACCGGGAAUGGGCCAUGCCUGCGGCCACAAUCUGAUUGCUACAAGCGCGAUUGCGGCCUUUCUAGCAACCACCGAAGCAAUGAAGGCUCUUUACUCCGAUACUAUUGGAUUCUCGAUCCGCUUACUAGGCACCCCGGCCGAAGAGGCUGGCGGUGGAAAACUGAAACUUGUUGAAGCGGGCGCGUACAAGGGUGUUGAUGCCUGUUUUAUGGUCCACCCCUUCCCUAUCCUAUCCGGCGCGCCAGAUCUUUUGAGUUCCAGCUCAGACUCCAGCCAGUAUAUCGCAAAUAAUAACAUCGAGGUUACAUAUACGGGGAAACCGGCCCAUGCCUCUGCUGCACCCUGGGAAGGGAUUAAUGCCUUGGAUGCUGUUGUCGCGGCUUAUGUCAAUAUCUCCAUGCUGCGACAGCAAAUCCUGCCUACACAGAAGAUCCAUGGUGUCGUGUUAAGGGGUGGAGACAGGCCCAAUGUUAUCCCUGCUUCUACUACCGUCGAGUAUUAUAUACGGUCACCGACGAAGGAAACGCUGGGCCCUUUGACGGAUCGGGUGAUUAAUUGUUUUGACGCUGCUGCGCUUGCUACAGGGUGUCAGGUGGAAUACAAGUGGCAGCCUUCAUACACGGAUAUGAAGGUUAACAAGCCCCUUCGUGACAGUUAUACGUCAGCUAUGAAUGCCAUGGGGUACAAAACUAUUUCCGAUGCGGCGGGACAGGAAGGUGGAUUAAGUGGAGGAUCUACUGAUAUGGGCAAUGUUUCUUACGAGGUUCCUGGAUUCCAUGGAGGAUUCUACAUAGAGACAGAUGGUGUUAAUCACACGCCACAGUUUACCGCUGGUGCAGGCUCCCAAGAAGGCUUCAAACGCAGCCUGUAUUGCGCUGCUGGUAUGGCGGUUGUGGGUUGCCGUGUGUUGGCUGAUGAUGGGUUCGCGACAGCCAUCGCGGCAGACUUUCAGACAUCUGCCUAG